UCAUCUGACGUCGAACCGAAGGAUCUUUCUCCACAAGUCGAGGUUGUCCUUGGACCACGCAAUGGCCCCACGCCAGCCAUGGAGGCUCCGAAGGCCCAGUGAGGCUGCGAGUGCUGUUGACCUCAGCGGUGUGGCACCUUCUCCCCGCCCCACGGGGAUGGGCAGCCUGGUGCCAGGGACACCCGAGUGCAUUCUGUGGCUGCCCCACCUCCUGUCGGCUGGAGUGGACGUCAGCACAGAGCCCGGGUCCAGGUGCCAUGACCCUGUGACUGAGUUCCGAGCACACCUCGGGAUGAGGAAGCCUGUGGUGGUAGCCAUCAAACUGGUGGUGCUCUGUGCUGGAGUUCUCCUCCCUUUCAUCUUGAGAGGCAGAGGACUCCUCUGGGGAAGUUCCGGGAAGGCUCGAGUUCUCAGCGUGCUGGAGGCAAGCGUGCGCACGGUGGACAGGGCCGUCUACACCUCCCUGGGAAGGAGCCUCAGAAAGAGGGACAUCACAUCCCCAUCUGAGCUGCUGUCUUUCUCCAAGCUCCCCGAGCCAGCAGGCAGAGCCCUCUCCCGAGCCGCGGAGAUCAUGGAGGCCUCCAUCCAGGCACUGGGGCUGACGCAGCUGCAGCUUCCCCCCGACGUUUCAUCAGAAGAUGUACUGAACAUGAUUGCAAAUCUGUCUGGCUGCCUACCUUACAUGCAGCCACCACGAUGCCCGAACACCUGCCUGGCAAACAAGUACAGACUCAUCACUGGCGCCUGCAACAACAGGGAUCACCCCACCUGGGGCGCCUCCAACACAGCCCUGGCCCGCUGGCUCCCUCCAGCCUACGAAGAUGGCUUCAGCCAGCCCCGAGGCUGGAACCCCAGCCUCCUGUAUCACGGCUUUCCGCUGCCCCCGGUACGGGAGGUGACUCAGAAAGUUAUUCAAGUUCCAAAUGAGGCAGUGACCGAGGACGCCCAGUAUUCCGACUUCCUGACAGUGUGGGGCCAGUACAUCGGCCAUGACAUGGCACUCACCCCACAGAGCACGGCCGGCGCCGACUGCCAGCUGACCUGUGAGAACCGGAGCCCCUGCUUCCCUAUACAGCUCCCCGCCGACGCCCCGCAGGGCCCCCGGUGCCUGCCCUUUUCCCGCUCGGCGGCCGCCUGCGGCUCAGGGACACGCGGCGCGCUCCUGGUCAAUCUCUCCGCGGCGGCCACGCGGCAGCAGGUGAACGCGCUCACCUCCUUCCUAGACGCCUCCACAGUCUACGGCAGCUCCGCGGCCGCCGAGCGGUUCCUGCGCGACUGGGCCGGCGCGGCUGGGCGGCUCCGAGUCAACACGCGCCACCGCGACGCUGGCCGCGCCCUCCUGCCCUUCACGCCGCUGCACGCGCCGGCCGCCUGCGCCCCGGCGCCCGGCGCCCCUCACGCAGCCCGCGCUCCCUGCUUCCUGGCGGGCGACGGCCGCGCCAGCGAGGUCCCUGCGCUCGCCGCCCUGCACACGCUGUGGCUGCGCGAGCACAACCGCCUGGCCGCGGCGCUCGGGGCCCUGAACCCGCACUGGAGCGCGGACACCGUGUACCAGGAGGCGCGCAAGGUGGUGGGCGCCCUGCACCAGAUCAUCACCCUGAGGGAUUACAGCCCCAGGAUCCUGGGUCCCGACGCCUUCCGGCAGCACGUGGGCCCCUACGAAGGCUACGACCCCACUGUGAACCCCACGGUAUCCAAUGUCUUCGCCACCGCCGCCUUCCGCUUCGGCCACGCCGCUAUCCACCCCCUGGCGAGGCGGCUGGACACGGCCUUCAAGGACGACCCGGACCUCCCCCCGCUGCUGCUGGGCGAUGCCUUCUUCAGCCCCUGGAGGCUCAUCGGGGAAGGUGGCGUGGACCCCAUCCUGCGGGGCCUUCUCGCCCGGCCAGCCAAGGUGCCGGUGCCUGAGCAGCUGAUGAACGAGGAGCUGACCGAGAGGCUCUUUGUGCUGUCCACCCCUGGUUCCCUGGACCUGGCAUCGCUCAACCUGCAGAGGGGCCGGGACCACGGCCUGCCAGGGUACAAUGCGUGGAGAGAGCUCUGUGGCCUGCCCCCACUGCAGACCCCGACCGACCUGCACGGGGCUGUCAGCAACAGGAGUGUGGUGGACAGGAUCCUGGCCCUCUACAAGCACGGGGACAACGUGGAUGUGUGGCUGGGCGGCCUGUCCGAGGACUUCCUGCCAGGGGCCAGGACCGGCCCCCUGUUUGCUUGCAUCAUCGGGAAGCAGAUGAAGGCGCUGAGGGACGGGGACAGGUUUUGGUGGGAGAACAGCCCUGUCUUCACAGAGGCUCAGCGACGGGAGCUGGGAAAACACUCCCUGUCUCGGGUCAUCUGCGACAACUCUGGCCUCAGCCAUGUGCCCAGGGACGCCUUCCGCGUCGGGCGGUUCCCCCAGGACUUUGAGUCCUGUGAGCACAUCCCCAGCCUGGACCUGGAAGCAUGGAGAGAGACCUUCCUGCAAGAUGACAGGUGCAGCUCACCAGACAAGGUGGAGAAUGGGGAUUUCAUGCACUGUGAGGAUUCUGGAAAGCAAGUGCUGGUGUAUUCCUGUCACCAUGGAUACGAGCUUCACGGGCAGGAGCAGGUCACUUGCACCCCAAAUGGGUGGGACGCCCAGCCGCCUGUCUGCAAAGAUGUGGACGAGUGUGCAGACCCAGUGCUCCCGCCCUGCCACCCCUCCGCGCACUGCAGGAACACCAGGGGCAGCUUCCAGUGCCUGUGCACUGACCCCUACGUGCUGGCUGAGGACGCCAGGACCUGUGUAGACUCUGGCCGGCUCCCGCGGGCGUCUUGGGUCUCCCUCGCACUGGGGGCACUGCUGGUCGGCGUCUUGGCGGGCAUCACCUGGACGGUGAUCUGCAGGUGGAUGCACUGCCCUGCAAAAUCCACACUGCCAGUCACCGAGGGAGAUGCAAAAGUCCCUCCCCGGCCGGAAUGCAGAAUGUGUCAGGAAGCUGCAGCUCAGGACCUGGAGCAGGGACAGGCCCAUGGGUCGCAGAUCCCUCUCUGCAUGUAGGAGCCUCACUCUCUUGGCCUUGCCCAGGCUUCGAAUGCACGGCCUGUCUGGAGCCUGAAACUUCCUCACUGGCAAGAUGGCAGAGGGCAGCAAAUCCUGUCGACAGCCCCAGGGCAGUGACUUGCCUCAGACGAGUUUGUCUUGUGUGGAGCCAGACACUGCUGGUGUUUGUCCUGAAUUUCAUGGUACAGGAGCAGAGGGAUGGCAGGUGACGAACUCACUGCUGAGUCUCCUGAUCCGGUCCAGCGGCCACGGGCGCCAGACACUGCAAAACAAUUUCUGUGUCAGACAUCCCUGCUGAGACUGUCUUCCAAAUGCAGACACCUGUAGUAUCAUGUUCUGCUUACUCUAGAGCACGCAUGAAUAAACGACAUGUCCUCACGCC
This is a messenger RNA of Heterocephalus glaber (naked mole-rat), 3404 nucleotides long. NCBI's taxonomy places the organism in Eukaryota, Metazoa, Chordata, Mammalia, Rodentia, Bathyergidae. The record is from RefSeq and is a predicted model, not a curated record.